AUGUAUGCAUGGUAUGUCCUAUUGUUCAUUAUUCCAUGUGUUCAUUCAGUUCAUUUUCAUUCAAAUGAAAUUAAUAACAAAAAAACUUCAAUAUUUGUUAUUUAUCCGCGUUUGCAUUUGUGUAAUAAUGGUUCGUUUUCAUUUGAAUUUCGUACGAAAACAAGAAAUGGCUUAAUCUUUUACACCAAUGAUAAUUACCAUUCGGAUUCCAUUAUUGUUUCGGUUUAUCAAGGUAAAUUACUAGUUGAACAGAAAUUUGGCAAUAACAAAGCUUAUCAACAAUUUGACCAUCCGAUUAAUGAUGAUAAAUGGUACAAGAUCGUGUUUAAACGACGGUCUUCAUUGAUUAACGAAAUCGUUCUCUAUUCCGUUGCAUUGCGAAAUGUGGAAAAUCGUAUCAUUAAAUCGAAAAGCUUAAAUCAUUUGCCGUUUACAUCAUCGAACACGAGUUCAAUGGUUUAUAUCGGAGGUUUACCGAUGAAUAUUUACAAAAAACAACGUUAUACAAGUGAAUUUCUGUUCCAAUCAUUUCAAGGCUUUGUACGUAAUCUGCGUUAUGGCCUAUGUGGAUGCCCUGAACGUAUUCAACAACCACUUUUUUCGUCAUUAGCAAAUAAUUUUCAAUCUGAAGUAUGUGAACAACAGAUCUCAUUAUGUUCAAGUUCAGCAUGCGAAUGUUUGAACGUCGAUGAAGAACCACGAUAUCAAUGUGAUUGUAGCAAUAAAACGUGCGGUAUUAUGACUAUAAUGAGUAAGUCAUUAUGUUGUAAAAGAAAACAUAUUAACAAUGUCUAUCUAAUCUCGUACUGUGAACAGUAA
Molecule: messenger RNA, 819 nt
Organism: Adineta ricciae
Lineage: Eukaryota; Metazoa; Rotifera; Eurotatoria; Adinetida; Adinetidae
Source: the annotation of a GenBank genome assembly